AUGACUUCUUACAAAGCGUCCAGGACGCCCAUCAGCUUGCAAACUACCAGUUGCCCGGAUUGCACUCCCUCGGGGAAGCGCUAUGCCAGAUUUGGCAGCUGGCAGUUGGGUGAUGACAUGGCGGGAGAGGUGACAGACGCGGAGAAGGGAAUAGAAGGGACACUAGAGAAUGGCAAGGUAAGAGUGAUGUGGACGGAAUCGAAGCCUCAUGGUAUCACAUUGGAAGCAAAAUUUGGAUACUGA
Messenger RNA from Akanthomyces muscarius, 243 nucleotides. RefSeq lists its product as uncharacterized. The transcript is spliced from 3 exons. NCBI's taxonomy places the organism in Eukaryota, Fungi, Ascomycota, Sordariomycetes, Hypocreales, Cordycipitaceae. The record is from RefSeq and is a predicted model, not a curated record. The coding region runs from base 1 to 243 and encodes 80 amino acids.